GUCCUCUGCAACUCCCCGCGGGUUGACCAAAGCUCCCUCUUUCGUCUUCAAGCAAAACCCCAUGGCUUGGGCUUGGACUCAUAUCACCUCAUACCUCGUCAUCUUCUACUGUUCUUUAAUUGGUUUGUCCGAUCUCUAUCGCCGCGUCGAUUCGUCGUCAAUCGGUGCCAGGCACCGGCACCGGCCGCCCAUGGUGAUCCCUUUACAGUUCUCGUCACACAACUCUUCGUUGCGCCUAUCCGCUGAAAAUCGGCGCCAUCUCCAACAAUCUCAGCUCCCUACUCACACCCCUAAUGCUCGCAUGAGACUCUACGAUGAUCUCCUCUCCAACGGUUAUUACACGACGCGGCUAUGGAUUGGAUCGCCGCCCCAGGAGUUUGCUCUGAUUGUAGAUUCGGGGAGUACUGUAACUUAUGUUCCAUGUUCUACUUGUGAACACUGCGGCAAGCAUCAGGAUCCAAGGUUCCAGCCAGAGUUAUCUAGCACCUACAGACCUUUGAAAUGUAAUCCCAGUUGUAAUUGUGAUGAUGAGGGAAAACAAUGCAUUUAUGAAAGACGGUAUGCUGAGAUGAGCUCAAGCAGUGGGGUGCUAAGUGAGGACAUCAUUUCUUUUGGCAAUGAAAGUGAACUUGUGCCUCAGCAUGCUGUUUUUGGUUGUGAAAAUGCAGAAACAGGUGAUCUUUACAGCCAACGUGCUGACGGCAUAAUGGGUUUGGGUCGUGGCAGGCUAAGUAUUGUCGACCAACUUGUUGACAAGGGUGUUAUUAGUGACUCAUUUUCAUUAUGUUAUGGUGGUAUGGAUGUUGGUGGGGGUGCUAUGGUCCUUGGCAGGAUUUCUCCUCCUGCUGACAUGGUUUUCUCUCAUUCUGAUCCUUUCCGUAGUCCAUACUACAACAUUGAACUGAAGGAACUGCGUGUCGCUGGCAAACCAUUGAAGUUAAGUCCAAAGAUCUUUGAUGGAAAGCAUGGAACAGUAUUGGACAGCGGAACAACAUAUGCCUACCUUCCGAAAGAUGCUUUUAUUGCAUUUAGGAAUGCUGUCAUGAAAGAGAUUCAUUUUCUCAAACAGAUCCAUGGUCCUGACCCAAAUUAUGAUGACAUUUGUUUUUCUGGUGCUGGAAGGGAUAUUUCUGAGCUAUCCAAAACUUUUCCAGAAGUUGACAUGGUGUUCAGCAAUGGACAAAAAUUAUCCCUGUCUCCUGAGAACUACUUGUUCCGGCAUACAAAGGUUAGAGGUGCUUAUUGCCUGGGAAUCUUUCAGAAUGGAGAUUCAACUACUCUUUUAGGAGGAAUUGUUGUGCGCAAUACUCUGGUGACUUAUGAUAGGGAGAAUGAUAAGAUUGGCUUUUGGAAAACUAAUUGUUCUGAACUUUGGAGGACACUGCAGUUGCCAAAUGCUUCUGCACCAGCACCAUCAGUUUUCCAAAAGAAUGAUACGAAUUUUGAGAUGUCUCCUAACCUUGCUCCAAGUGGAUUGCCUCCUAAUGUUCUUCCAGGUUCAUUUCGAAUUGGGUUUAUAACGUUUGACAUGUCAAUUAGCAAGAAUGAUUCCGAUGUUAAAUCCAAUGUCACUGAACUUGCUGUUUUUAUUGCUCAUGAGUUGGAAAUUGACAAUUCACAGGUUCGUUUGUUGAAUUUUACAUCCGAAGGAAACGAAUACCUUAUUAAGUUGGGUAUCUUUCCUGGUCAAUCUGCCAAUUAUAUAUCUAAUACCACGGCACUGAAUAUAAUUCUGCGUUUGAAGGAACAUCGUUUGCAUUUGCCUGAGAGGUUUGGGAGUUAUCAGUUGGUUGAAUGGAAUGCUGAACCUGAAAUGAAUCUGAACUGGUGGCGGCAACAUUUUCUGGCUGUUUUUAUUGGAGUCCUUGUUAGUCUUCUUGCUUGCUUAUCAACCAUUGGGGUAUGGUUGGUCUGGAGACGCAGAUCGCAAGUAAUUGUUACAUACAAGCCUGUUGGAACCAUGGUUCCAGAACAAGAGCUUCAGCCUCUAUGAGACCCGAAAAUUUCACCAAGGUCUGCUAAUCUCAGUCGGUGCAUAGUGUUUUUUGUUUAUUACUGAUCUGGCAAGAGAAAUGAGGUGCGACAGAGCACUGAUGAUUCCUAUUAACACCAUUGAAGCUAAGAUUGUUGCAGUCCUCUUUUUGGUACAAUGGAGAAAGAGGAUGGAUGGCAAAGGAAGAAAAAUGUAAAACAUACUGAAAGUAAUCGUGACAUGCUUGUAAUUUUGGAUCAAAUGUUCUUGAAAAAGCACAUGUAUUUUUAACUGGAAUGUAGAAGAUUCAAUUAGUGGAAAAUGCAAAUUAUAGGCAUUACAAACGCUUGUUGUUA
This is a messenger RNA of Carica papaya (papaya), 2328 nucleotides long. Its product is annotated as Eukaryotic aspartyl protease family protein. Gene Ontology annotation, molecular function: aspartic-type endopeptidase activity. Gene Ontology annotation, biological process: proteolysis. The record is from RefSeq and is a predicted model, not a curated record. NCBI's taxonomy places the organism in Eukaryota, Viridiplantae, Streptophyta, Magnoliopsida, Brassicales, Caricaceae.